Molecule: messenger RNA, 1531 nt
Organism: Populus euphratica (Euphrates poplar)
Lineage: Eukaryota; Viridiplantae; Streptophyta; Magnoliopsida; Malpighiales; Salicaceae
Product: leucine-rich repeat extensin-like protein 6
Exons: 1
Coding region: 121-1335 (404 amino acids)
Molecular function (GO): protein binding
Source: RefSeq, a predicted model, not a curated record
AUACAUCAUUGAUAAAGCCAUCCUACCUUCUUCAACAAAUCGUAAUAUAUUAAACCUGCUCAACCUCUCUUUCCAUAAACCUCGAGUACUUCAUCACUCGCUGCCAUUUCCUUCCCAAAAAUGAAGAACCCGUUUCUCACUCUAACCUUCUUGGGCAUCCUCGGUAUCAUAGUAUUCUUCCCUAAACCCUCUUAUCAACUCUCUGUAGAUCUAGAUCUCCCGCUCAUCCCAAACCCUAGACUCCUGAAGGCUUACAUAGCUCUCCAAGCCUGGAAGCAUGCAAUCACCUCCGACCCCAAAAACUUUACCUCAAAUUGGUGUGGCCCAAAUGUUUGCAACUACACAGGAGUCUAUUGUGCACCAGCCCCAGAUGACCGUAACACCUUAACAGUUGCUGGUAUAGACCUAAACCAUGCAAACAUAACCGGUUAUUUGCCAGAAGACCUUGGCCUCCUCACUGACCUAGCUCUCUUCCACAUAAACUCCAACCGCUUCUUCGGCUCCAUCCCUGGUAGCUUUUGCAAACUCAACCUCCUUUAUGAACUUGACGUUAGCAACAACCAAUUUAGUGGUGAAUUUCCUUCUGUUGUUCUUUCCCUGCCUUCUCUCAAAUUUCUUGAUAUAAGAUUCAAUGAGUUUCAAGGCAAGAUCCCUUCUAAACUUUUUGAUAUAAAUCUUGAUGCACUUUUCAUUAACAACAACAAAUUCCAAUCAUCCAUACCUACAAACUUUGGAAAGUCUCCAGCUUCGGUCAUUGUAUUGGCAAACAACAAUUUUAAUAGUUGCUUCCCUUCAAGUUUGACAGAAAUGGCAGGGACCCUUGACGAGAUAAUCCUGACAAACAUGGGAUUGACUGGUUGUUUGCCAUCAGAUAUCGGGUUGAUGAACCAAUUGACAGUUUUCGAUGUAAGCUCCAACAAGCUUGUGGGUUCACUGCCAGAGUCUAUAGGAGACAUGAAAAGGUUGGAGCAGCUGAAUGUGGCACACAACAUGCUUUAUGGUGACAUUCCACGAAGCAUAUGCUUAUUGCCUAGGUUGGAGAAUUUCACAUACUCUUACAAUUACUUCUGUGGUGAGCCACCAGCGUGCCUCAAGCUACAAGCCAAAGAUGAUACUGAGAACUGCAUACCCUAUAGGCCUUUGCAGCGAUCACCUCAGGAAUGCAAGUCCUUCUAUGCUUUUCCUCCCAGCUGCAGUGCCUCCGGGUGCUCACCACCUCCUCCUCCACCUCCACCUCCUCCUCCUCCAAUAAAUUUUAUUAUCCUUGACCGUCGUAGAGACUUUGAUUAUAAACAGGUUGAUUUCUUUCUUUUCUUGAAGGGGGAAAAACAGUGAUUUCUUCUAGUUGGAUCUCUUUUGAUAGCUACAGCAAGGGGAAAAAAAAAGGGGAAGUAGAAUUUUUAAUUUUGUUUCGCUUUCAUUUUCUCUUACAGGAAAAUAAAAGGCUCAAUUGCAAUAUUAUCGUUAUUGGUAUGUAUAUAUAUUUCUUGAAUUGAAAAAGUUUAGCUUCUGUGACGCAGGAUUUCUUUUA